AUGCUAGUGUUCCAUUACAUCGUUAUCUUCUGUGAAGCUGUUGCUAUCUAUGGUGUUAUUGUGGCUAUUAUCCUGCAGAUAAAACUAGAAAGUGUUCCAAAAGCAAGUAUCUAUGAACCAGAAUCUCUUAGAGCUGGAUAUGCAAUCUUUGCUUCUGGGCUUAUUGUGGGCUUCGUAAAUCUUGUUUGUGGGUUGUGUGUAGGAAUAAUUGGAAGUAGCUGUGCAUUGUCUGAUGCUCAUAACUCCUCCCUCUUUGUGAAAAUUCUUGUGAUUGAGAUCUUUGGCAGUGCACUUGGCCUAUUUGGAGUUAUUGUUGGAAUUAUUAUGUCGGCUCAAGCAACAUGGCCCUCAAAAAUUUAGUUUCCCUUG
Vicia villosa (hairy vetch) is the source of this 369-nucleotide messenger RNA. RefSeq names its product V-type proton ATPase subunit c''2-like. Gene Ontology annotation, cellular component: proton-transporting V-type ATPase, V0 domain. The coding region runs from base 1 to 360 and encodes 119 amino acids. The record is from RefSeq and is a predicted model, not a curated record. Gene Ontology annotation, biological process: proton transmembrane transport. The transcript has 3 exons. NCBI's taxonomy places the organism in Eukaryota, Viridiplantae, Streptophyta, Magnoliopsida, Fabales, Fabaceae. Gene Ontology annotation, molecular function: proton-transporting ATPase activity, rotational mechanism.